Molecule: messenger RNA, 1435 nt
Organism: Salvelinus sp. IW2-2015
Lineage: Eukaryota; Metazoa; Chordata; Actinopteri; Salmoniformes; Salmonidae
Source: RefSeq, a predicted model, not a curated record
UCUCUGUCUCUGAAAAGGAGGUUCCCCCUGAGCAGCAACACUGUGAGCAGGAGUGGAGCCCCAGUCUGGGGCAGAAGGACCCAGAGACCACACAGAUUGCAGAGGAACAGGAGGAACUCAGGACCAGUCAGGAGGAAGAGCAGCUUCAAGGGGUUGAGCCUGAUAUCAUAAAGUUCAUAUUCACUCCUUCCUGUGUGAAACGUGAAUGUGAUCUGGAGGACCCACUUCGGGAUCUGAAACAUUUUGGCACUGUGACCCACCUAAAGGGUCUGGACAUUCCCUGUGACCCUCCAGAUAAUCAAAACAAUGCCUACAGCCACAGUUCAGCCAUAAGCAGUGACCCAGUAGAACUUGACAGCAACCCACCAUUGGAUCCCAGCCCACCAUUGGAUCCCAGUCCACCAUUGGAUCCCAGCCCACCAUUAGAGAAACACUGUUCCAAACCCAGCACCACGUCUAGAAGAACUCACCACUGCCGUGACUGUGGUGAAGCGUUUGCUCUGAAAGCUGACAUGCAGAGGCAUGUGACUCACACCAGGAAGAGACCCAGUGAAUGCAGCUUCUGCAAGAAACGCUAUAACUCCACCUGUCAACUGAAGGCCCAUGUCCAACUCUGUCACAGUGGGAAACCCUGCACCUGCCCUGUUUGUGGAAAGACCUUCAAAUACAAAGGAGCUCUGUCCAGGCACAUGAGUAUUCACACAGGAGAGAAAUCAUUUCGCUGUGGUGACUGUGGGAAGAGCUUCAAUCGCAAGGAGUAUCUAACCAAACAUAAAUGGACUCACACAGGGGAGAAACCAUUUAGCUGUGGUGACUGUGGGAAGAGCUUCAAUCGCAAGGAACAUGUAACCGUGCAUAAACUGACUCACACGGGAGAGAAACCAUUUAUCUGUGGUGACUNGAAGAGCUUCAAUCGCAAGGAACAUGUAACCGUGCAUAAACUGACUCACACGGGAGAGAAACCAUUUAUCUGUGGUGACUGUGGGAAGAGCUUCACCCAGAAGAUUAACCUGCUGACGCAUUUCAAAAAAAUCCACAAAGGAAGAGAACAGGAUGAAUACUGAAAGAAAAAAAUUACAUUAGAACUAAGAUCUUCUGUCAGAAGACGGGAAUAAAAAAGCAGGAUGUGAGCAGAGCAACUUCCUGUUGGUCUCAGGUAAUUGGACGUGAGAAAGUUAUGUAAACAUUUUUAUGGAAUUAAGUUUGAUUUGAAUGAUGAGGUAGUGAUCAAACACUACACAGUUUUUUAGGAAAAUCACAGCUCUGCUGUUCAAAGUGUUGAUAUUUUCACAUCAUUAUAACAGGAAUUCUUGAUCAUUUGUUUUGGAAUGUUUCCCAGGGUGAUGACAGGUGAAUGCCUGAGUGAGUGUGCAAAGCUGUCAUCAAAGGAAAGGGUGGCUACUUUGAAGAAUCUCAAAUAUAAAACAUAUUUUGA